This is a messenger RNA of Penicillium arizonense, 1875 nucleotides long. RefSeq lists its product as uncharacterized. NCBI's taxonomy places the organism in Eukaryota, Fungi, Ascomycota, Eurotiomycetes, Eurotiales, Aspergillaceae. The transcript has 3 exons. The record is from RefSeq and is a predicted model, not a curated record. The coding region runs from base 1 to 1875 and encodes 624 amino acids.
AUGGCGGCUCAGGCUGCAAACGCUGAAGCUCAAGGGUUGGCAUCCAACUCUCGCCCCACGAAGCGCAGACGUCUCGAAGGAUCGACCCCUGUCACCUGUCCCUCCAUGCGCUUGAUUGCCCCUGCUCCACCUCCAUUGUUCCCAGUUAUUGCGUCUCAGCAAGAGCCUGUCGAGGGAGAAGACUUCUUAUGUCUAGAUCCUUAUACGGCGAUAGCAUCCGAUUCUCUUCGUAUGCUUGGGCCUGCACAUGACCCACAAGUUAUGCACCACUCGCCAUCUAUGCACCGCCUAGCACCCUUGGUUCUUCCACCCGGGCCCGUCAACUUCAUCCACGUGGAUCCAACCAACCGACAACGGUCUCCCCGCGAAAAGAGACCUCGCAGCAAGGCCGAGAUAGACAAGCAGAAAGCAGACUCCUCCGCUCUCAGAAAGGCUGGUGGUGCGUGUCUGUGGUGCAUGCGAUCUAGGAAGAGAUGUGUACCCCAGAGCCCAUGCAAUUUCUGCUAUACUAGCGAGCAACGUAUCUGCAUUCGAGAAGCGGAGCACCUGUAUCUGUUUGGAAAGCCUCCUGGGUCUCCGUUUCCAGCUACACAGUUGCCAUCCGUGGAAGGGCGCCUUACUUUGGAGGAGAUGGAACGCACGGCCUUCUCUGAGACGACAGAAUUCCAAGCGGUUUUGAGUGUCUGCCAAAAAGAUACUUUUCUUGAAUCCCGGGCUUGGAUUGUCACUAAAUCAAAAUGGGAUUUGAUGGAAAAUGAAGCUCUCGUUGAUUCAUUCAUCGACAUGGCUAUCAGCUGUCUUGAGUGCGCUGAAUUAUCUGAACUGGAAGCUUCAUACUCUAACCCACUGGUUCGGAAGGCACUCCAAAUGGCAAGGCUAUUCAUGACCACCCGAUGCAUGGUCAAAACUCGCAUCUUUGCACCAACAGCGGAUGUUGCGUCUGGAAGGCUCGUGAUGUUCUUUGUUUUAGUCCGCUGCGUGAGGCGACUAGCCGAGAUGUCUUGGGCAUUAUGCUUUUUGCUGUAUGAAUCCUUGCGUCACAAAGAUAUGGGGGAUUACAAGCCUAAGACCAACAAAGAUCUCGAUCCUGUCUGGGUCGCUACGGCACUCUACACUCGGACUGCGAACGGCUUAAACGCUCUGCGAGACAACCCAGUCAUUGAGAAGAUUCUUGGUCCUGGGUGUCAAAUAGACGUGAUUUGCCAGGUCAUUGGAAAUAUUUUGGAUCACACCUUUCCCCGGCAGAAGUACGUAAGCACGUCUCGAAUCAGGGGGACUUUUGAAGCGGCAAUCCCCCAACUGUCAUCUCCGUUCUCGUCUUUCGAUAUAGCCUUCUUGCAGGGACCAUCUGACAGGCAAGGGUCUUAUCUUCCCCCAGAAUCAUGCUAUCUGAUGACUACCUUCUUAAGUGCUGGGUUUCUUCCAUCUGAUUCGCCGCUUCCUUGGUCCUCAGAAGUUGCCGAGGCACUGAUGACAAUCAGGGCCUCGCCUGCGGCACCUAUAAGCACGACACAAGACGCCGAGAACGAUUCAUCUUUUGUAAACUUGGAUUCGACCAUCCCACUCGGUAUGCUCCAGGAUGCUGAUCAAACUCUUGGUGUUGAUACACUUUGGCGUUCAGGCUCUUUGGAAACCUUUGGAAGUACGGACUCAACUGAGACCCUUGCCGAAUUGCCCGAUACUGUACCCGGGGACUGGGCUUUGACUGAUCCGACUGUUGCAGUUACUGCUGUGAUCAUGAUGCGGACACUGAAGGGUGUUGCUGUAUCACUGAAUGUUCUCUUGGCAAGUGUUAUUGCCCAUACGGUCGAAGCCCAUGUUAAGCUUGUUUGUCUUUUUCUGUUCUUUUUGCCCUACUUCUAUACACCUUGGUAG